GAUAUUCGCUUCUGGGAGGCCGAGGCCCACCCGCACGAGGACCAUGACCACUACCAUGGCUUCGUGCGACAGCAGGUUCGGGAGAAGAUGGAUCAGGCGUCCGAGGAGUUGGACCAUGCCUUGGAGAUGCAGAAGGUCUACCGACACAUGGUCCAACGCCUUUUGCGGGAACAGAAGAUCCUGCAGCAGAAGGUGAUGAUCAUGGAACACCAUUUGAAUCGCAAGACUCGAGAGGUGGAGACCAAGCAGAACUUCAGCCGUCGCGUGAAUGAGGAGAAGGUGGGGCAGAUGGUGAAGUUGGAAGUCCUGGAGCAGGACAUGCACCUGGAACGGAUGAUCUGCACCACGGCCCUCAGCGACCUGUCGGCCGCCAUCGAGCAGCGGCGCCAGGAUGUGAAUCAGGGGGAGGACUUUGAGAAUUGGCGCUAUGAUGUCGCCCUGGAGGCGGCCACGGAGGCCUUCGAGGCGAUGGCGGGGCGCUAUAGGAAAAUUUAUGCGAUCGAAAAGCUCACAGGCAACUGUCUUCAGCGGCUGACCUUCGACCAGGCUGAACAGAGUCAGGCCACGGAGGAUGGCUUUCAGCGGAUCCGCGAGGUCACGGGGCUGACGGAUGUGAUGGACAUCGUCCACAAGUUCUUGAACCGCGAUGUGGAGCAUGAACAGCUCCGCUGCACGGUGCGCGAGUCGGAGGACCAUCUGCGGCAGCUCCGAGAGGAGGAGGCCGGACGUCCUCGAGAGAAUGUACUGGUCGAUGCAAAGCCGGAGACCAGAGGUUUAGGCGCCGAGGUGGUGGAGUGCGAGCAGCUCUUGGACGACGUCCGACGCGACCACGACGAGAUCCAGGAGCACUUGAAGAAGAGCACGCUCUUGGUGGAUAGCCUCACCCGCUGGGCGCAGAAGCUUCGGAAGUCUCUGGCCCCCAUUCGAGAGUUGCCGGCGGCGCACCAGUCGUGGGGGGAGAAAGCAACGGGACAUGGGAGGGGGGAGCAUCGGACGGAAGCGGGGAGCGGGACAUGGGAGGGAGCGGGUCGCUUCACAUAG
Messenger RNA from Durusdinium trenchii, 1041 nucleotides. The record is from the annotation of a GenBank genome assembly. NCBI's taxonomy places the organism in Eukaryota, Dinophyceae, Suessiales, Symbiodiniaceae.